This is a messenger RNA of Papaver somniferum (opium poppy), 1384 nucleotides long. Its product is annotated as CENP-B homolog protein 2-like. Bases 312 to 947 code for a protein of 211 amino acids. The transcript has a single exon. Lineage: Eukaryota; Viridiplantae; Streptophyta; Magnoliopsida; Ranunculales; Papaveraceae. The record is from RefSeq and is a predicted model, not a curated record. Gene Ontology annotation, molecular function: DNA binding. Gene Ontology annotation, cellular component: nucleus.
GGCGAUGCUCAACGAAGCAAAUCGGCGAAGUUUCCUGAGGUAGAAAAAGCUCUUUAUGAAUGGAUUCUACAACACAAAAAAUGUGUGAAUAUUAGUGGAGAAUUAAUCCAAGAAAGAUCUAGAGAAUUCAUUGGAAAGUUGCACCUUUCAGAAGCUGGGGAUGUUGGCUUUUCUCUUGGUUGGCUUUGAAAGUUCAAGUUGAGGUAUGGCAUUAAAAGAUUCCGCCGUUUCGGGGAAAGUGGAUUGGUUGAUUGGUUGAUGUGUAAGGGAGAAACUAAAUCAAUUCGCCAUGAAAGACGUUUUUAAUAUGGAUGAAACAUGAUUAUGUUUUUAGUCUAAAGCCUGAUCAUUCUCUAUCUACAAAGCAACUUGAAGGAAAGAAGUAUGAUAAAGAAAGACUUAUGAUUCUUAUUUGCUGUAACGAAGAUGGUUCCGAAAAAAUUCUUUUAUGGGUGAUCGGUAAGUAUGCUAAUCCCCGUUAUUUUAAGAAUGUGAACAUGAACAGUUUGGAUUUUCAAUAUCGAGCUAACAAACGGGCAUGGAUGACUGGAGCUCUAUUUGAAGAAUAUGUUCGAUGUUUGGAUGCAAAAAUGUACGGAAGAAAAAUUCUUUUAAUUUUGGAUGACUGUCCAUCCCAUCCAAAAACUAUUGAAGGGUUACGAAAUGUUGAAUUGUAUUUUCUGCCACCAAACACAACAUUAAAGAUCCAACCUUCUGAUGCAGGGAUGAUACGGGCUUUCAAAUUGCAUUACCGUCGUCGGUUUUAUCGUUGUCUAUUGGAAAGAUUUGCAGUGGGAGAAAUAAAACCGGAGAAGAUCAAUGUUUUGGAAGCAAUAAACCUCGCCACAUCAGCUUGGACUAAAGAUGUUCAAAGACCAACAAUUGAUGAAAACUGCUCUCGCCAUGCAAAAUUCGGAGUGUGGAAACCACCGAUGCUGAAAACAUAAAUGAGCCUAUAGAUGAAGAAUGCAUUCAAGAAUUGAUACUAUAAUUGGUGAGAUGAGGUAUAGGCAUAAAAUGGACGUGAAUUACCUCCUAGACUACCCAAAUGAAGAUGAUAGAACUGCACAGCUUUUAAGUGUUGAUGAAAUCAUCGAGAAUAUGACGGAACAAUCUCAAGAUGAAGAAUAAGAUGAUAAACAUCCUAUGAUAACAGUUCCAAGAAAAGACGCACUCCAAGCAUCAAUCACACUAUAACGGUUUUCACUGCAAUAUAAUAAUCCAACUCAAGGUCUUAUGAGUGAAUUACAAACUAUUGGGGAUGAAAUACAAUUAGAUUUGAACUUCAAAGAAAAACAGGCAACUGUUGAUUCAUAUUUUCCAAAAGUUUGAUAUGUAUAAAAAACUUUUUAAUUUUCUUAUUAGUAGUUAUUAAUUUAUAUAA